Molecule: messenger RNA, 1717 nt
Organism: Cuscuta epithymum
Lineage: Eukaryota; Viridiplantae; Streptophyta; Magnoliopsida; Solanales; Convolvulaceae
Source: the annotation of a GenBank genome assembly
CAAGUGAAGGACACGUAUCCUCAUCCUUGCUGACUGCCUGCUGUAAGGACAUGGACACAGCCUCUUCCACCGGCCGGCAUAUAAAAACCAAGCUCAUGCCGUAAACAGAUAGCAACAUAAAACAUGGCGGGUGAAGAAAAAAAAUCCCAGUCAAGAACAAGCGAUCCCUCUGUUGAAGUACAGGAACGUGGGGAAAUUUUCUUCUUUUACCGGCCAAAAGUCGGCGAGGAAGAAGCCCACGACAGGGACGACGUGCAACGACUCUACAUAGUUCUCCGACCAGAGUCCGGCCAGAGGGAGGUCGAAGUCAAGCAAGAACAGAGCUCCGGGAAGGAAGGAGCCGAGCUCGGAGCUCACACCGGCGAAGACGAACCAACCCGUGACGUCACGUCGGAGAGGAAGGACGAAUCGCACGUCGACGGCGGACAUGGGUGCCAAGAAAUCAACAUCGAGAAGCAGCUCCUGCUCCGGUUGAUCGUCAUGGGGAGGAAGAGUCUGCCCGACCCGUCGGGUGAGAAAUCCGGUCACAGCCCGAAUUGGGGGUUCGUGGAGAUGGUGACGACAAAAACAGAGGACGUGAAAGCAGCUUUGAAGGGGGAGGAGUACGAGACUUCGACCAGAGGUCACCGGACGGUGGGCCCAGCGAGGGCGGCCGGCGAGGGAGUUUAUCUCAUCCUGAGGCAUAAUCCGGGGAAGAAAAUGCACACCCAUUUAGUAUACAAGCUGGAAUUCCCGGCGGAGGACGGGAGAAACGAGCCGCAAGAGGAGCUUAACAUAAAGAGAGAAGCUUCGUUUAUAAUACAGAUCAAGAACCCGGAAGAACAGAGUGGGCGUGGGGGCUGGAGAGGGCUGCAGAGGAAGAGGAGGGCUGUGUUUCCGGCACAUCUGCAGGCGGAGAUGGGGCAGAGGAAGUUCAGUCCGGCAGACCCGCCGGAUUUCUUGAACUAUGAGGGGUGUGAGUUUCUGCUAAUACCGGCUUCCGAUAACAUUGAUGAGGAGCUGGGACGGGAGGUGAAGAUGGAAGUGGAGGAUAUGGAGGGCCAUCACGAGCCCUGUUCCUCAGGUUUGGUCAGCGCUUUUGGCGGGGAGGCUGCCGCCAUCACCCCUCUUCUCAAAGGCACCUGGGCUUAAGAUUUUCAAUUAGGGAAAUGUCACCACCAUAGCCUACCUAGAGCUUUUCUCCAGCUGCUUGCAGUAAUUUUAUCCUGCAUAGCUACAUAAGCUUCUUGUACAUCCCAACUCAUCAGCAACUCUUUGUGUGUGAAGAGAAAUUUUUCAAAAAAAAAAAGUGAAUGUGUUUUAUUUUAAAUUGGAAAUUGGAAACGAUGCUAUGUUUUUAAGACAUGUUUGCUUUAAUGCUUAGACCAGGCCGGACCUCUUCACGAGGAAGCAGCUCGAUGACGGCCGCACCCUAUAGACUACCUGAUCCAGAGACAGUCCGACCUUCUCCUCGUAAUCUUCCUCCACGGUGGUGCGAAGAAACACAAGAUUAAGCUCAUAGAAUUGCAGUUCUACCAGGUUGAUGAUUCUAAAAAGGUCCUACGACUUGGCUAGGAAUGCCCUAACACCGACUGUGGUGAUUAAGCAUCUCUUUGACAAAACCUUUACUUUGUUCAUUAAUGUAACACCUCGUUUUUUAAAUUUGACUUUCUCUUAUGAUUUUGAAUUGAGGUGCGGUGGAUUACCUUCCAUCUAAGUUUCAAUUGUGGUUUAGGCU